Impatiens glandulifera is the source of this 789-nucleotide messenger RNA. RefSeq names its product extensin-2-like. NCBI's taxonomy places the organism in Eukaryota, Viridiplantae, Streptophyta, Magnoliopsida, Ericales, Balsaminaceae. The record is from RefSeq and is a predicted model, not a curated record. The transcript has 3 exons. The coding region runs from base 1 to 789 and encodes 262 amino acids.
AUGGGAGAAAAACAAACUUCUUACACAUAUUCGUCCCCACCACCACCAUCAUACAAAACUCCAGAGAAAAAAUAUACUCCUUACACAUAUUCAUCUCCGCCACCACCAUCUUAUAAAACUCCAGAGAAUAAGUACACUCCUUACACAUAUUCUUCCCCACCACCACCAUCUUACAAAACUCCAGAAAAUAAGUAUACUCCUUACACAUACUCGUCCCCACCGCCACCAUCUUACAAAAUUCCAGAGAGGAAGUACACUCCUUACACAUACUCGUCCCCACCGCCACCAUCUUACAAAACUCCAGAGAAGAAGUACACUCCUUACACAUACUCGUCCCCACCGCCACCAUCUUACAAAACUCCAGAGAAGAAAUACACUCCUUACACAUACUCGUCCCCACCACCACCAUCUUAUAAAACUCCGGAAAAGAAGUACACUCCUUACACAUACUCGUCUCCACCGCCACCAUCUUAUAAAACUCAGGAGAAGAAGUACACUCCUUACACAUACUCGUCUCCACCGCCACCAUCUUAUAAAACUCCGGAGAAGAAUCCAGAAAAGAAGUACACUCCUUAUACAUACUCGUCCCCACCACCACCAUCUUACAAAACUCCGGAAAAGAAGUACACUCCUUACACAUACUCGUCCCCACCACCGCCAUCUUACAAGACUUCAGAGAAGAAGUACACUCCUUACACAUACUCGUCUCCACCACCGCCAUCUUACAAGACUCCAGAGAAAAAGUACACUCCUUACACGUACUCAUCUCCGCCACCACCAACUUACUAA